UUCUGUGAUUCACCCGAAGACCCCUUCCUUCUUUUUUCAGGAAUCGGGUUUCAAAGUCAAUCAUGUAUUUCUGUUGACAAAUAAAAGUCCCUGGCAUUGGGUUUUUGUGCUUUAACUUCUCACGAACCCGGAGUCGUUGAGACCUGAGAGAUGCUGAGUAAUUACUUUACAGAGAUUGAGAGAAUCCGUGGAAUCGGAAAGGACUGGAAUCUCACAGACGAAGAAAUUGACAGGAUCAUAGAUGAGUCGUUCAGGUUCCUCGAAGCAGAUGGCUUUCAGGAUGAACAGGACACUUUGCAAAAGAGAAAAAGUCAAAUUAGUUUAAUCGGCUUAUCCAUAGUCAUUUGCUUGGUCGCUGUCCUGUUUGGUCUUCUCUUCACCUACCGUAAGACUGCACAUAACUACCUUGAAAGGAACAUACAGGAACUCAUUUAUCCUGGGAUGAAACUUUUAAGGAAAAUAAUGCUUCCGAUCGUCAAGACUUUUCCUUCAAUUACAGAGUGGUACGAUGAGGCUUGUUUAAUUUCAAAUCCAUACUUUAGAGUAUCAGACAUAGAUUGCUGGCCUUGCAAAGGGGUCAGGAGUGUGUUAAACUUGACACAGAGCAAUCUCAUGAGUAAGGAAUUCCACACUGGAAUCCCUUUUAUUAUAAAGGAUGAAACUCUCAAGCUUGUAAGGUUUAGAGACUUGAAAAACAUGUACAAUUCAAAAAAAGACAUGUUUGAUCGGGACGCGCCGAGGAUUGAAAGCACAGGGGGGUGGUCAACGAGUGAGGAUAUUUUCUACAACAAACCGUUAAACACCAAUCCAUCUCAAGCUAGAGACGUCCAUACAUCUUGGAAACUGAAUAGACUUGAGCCAACGAGAGAAGUGAGAAAAUUGUUCGGAUUUCCAAAAAAAUUGCCCAAUUAUGUUUCAGGGGUAACUCCAGAGAAAUAUAUACUGAUAGACGAAAAGCUUUCACCACCUUACCAGAUUCCUGGAACAGAAGGCACAACAGUGUUCUUAGUGCAAGGUAGCGGAACCCGCCUUGUUAUUUUAGAGCCUUCGGCCGAAUGUCAAUCUUCAUGUCAUCGAGUUUCAGUUCUUCUAACUCCCAACCAUAUAUUAUGGUACAACUGGUGGUACUGGAGAGCGACAAGUGCCCCGUCUGAAUCAGGACGAUUAAGUGUCACUUACCUUGGGUCUUAUUACUAAAAAGUUCCUAAUUUAUAUAAAGCAAAUAAUAAAUUGUGAACGCUCAUAAUAAAUCAUUUUCUAUUUGUUCA
Molecule: messenger RNA, 1268 nt
Organism: Cimex lectularius (bed bug)
Lineage: Eukaryota; Metazoa; Arthropoda; Insecta; Hemiptera; Cimicidae
Exons: 7
Coding region: 151-1197 (348 amino acids)
Source: RefSeq, a predicted model, not a curated record